AUGGAAGAGGAGAUUAAAGAAGAGUUCUUGAAGAGCCAUACUUUUUCUCGAGAUUACAGUCUUCAUCCUUCCAAAGUCGUUUCAAGCUGGGAGGUUUAUUAUCUCAAUCGACAGCUUGAUGAUCCUGUUGUAAGGGAUGCUGAAAUGGAUGGGUUUUUAGGACACCUGCAGAACGAACAAGCAGGGACGGGUGUUAAAAAGGAUGCUGAUUCGCAUGUGUACUCUUUUAAAGAAGUUGACAUGGUUUUAGGUGCUGAGGAUGGAGAUACAAACAAUGUUAUUCUUGGAACUCCAACAGAGAAAUCUCAGAAACUUCAGUUGGACAUAUAUGACUCGGCACAUAAAACGAAUGGGAACAUUUUUUCUUCUGAGAGAAAAUCAAAACAAGUGACAUGAUUUGGUACGCUAUGUAACAAAUUUUUGGUCAAAUUCAACACUGAUAAUCUUCCUGCUAUAGAGACUGCCAACAGCAGUGAAGUCAUGAGAAUCUUGAGGAUGGCAUUAUCAAAAGGAUUCAAGCUCAGCAAGGUUGUUCAUCGGUGGUCCACAGAUCAGGGCCGGAACGAGGUUCCAGGUUCUUGUAUGACAGGAUUGAAGACGGGGUACCUUACAGUUAUUAUAGCAUCAAUAAUUUGUUUCUUUUAUCAGCAAUGUAUGUUACUAAGAUGGCUUAUCAUUGGUACAGUUCAAUGCAAUUGAUAACCGGAUCAAAAAGCAUGCAGUUGCAUUUGUUGCAUCUAGUCCCAGCAAAGUUCCAAUGGAUCCAUCACUUGCUUCAGAGGUAGUUUGCUGUUUCACC
This is a messenger RNA of Hibiscus syriacus, 799 nucleotides long. RefSeq lists its product as uncharacterized. The transcript is spliced from 4 exons. Lineage: Eukaryota; Viridiplantae; Streptophyta; Magnoliopsida; Malvales; Malvaceae. Gene Ontology annotation, biological process: DNA replication initiation. The record is from RefSeq and is a predicted model, not a curated record. Gene Ontology annotation, cellular component: alpha DNA polymerase:primase complex. Bases 1 to 396 code for a protein of 131 amino acids.